Messenger RNA from Solanum lycopersicum (tomato), 2136 nucleotides. The record is from RefSeq and is a predicted model, not a curated record. Lineage: Eukaryota; Viridiplantae; Streptophyta; Magnoliopsida; Solanales; Solanaceae.
AAAAUCAGUCACCAUAGCUAAGAACUCUUUAGAACUCUCUGGAUUUCUUUAACACUUCAUCAUUUCAUAGAACACUCUAGACCCCCAGAGUGACCUUCAUCUAUAUAAACUCACAAGCUGCAAUGCAUCUCUCAGCAAAUCUUGAAAACCCCACAUUUUAAAUCUGCAUUUUGCUUGAAGUUAACUAUAUUUUGAGGUUUUUUUCAAGAAAUUGUGAAUACCUUUUACAUUCUUUAGUACUAAGAAGGAAGCCAUGGAUGAGGAUUUUGAGUUUCCUGUAUCUUCUAACAAUGCUGCUGCUGAAGAAAUGGAUAUGGAUAUGGGGAUGGGGAUGGAUGAUAUUGAUGUCCCUGAACCCGACCCGGUUAUGAAGGUUGAUGAAGAGAAGGAGAUUGGGAAAAGUGGGAUAAAAAAGAAGCUUUUGAAAGAAGGUGAAGGUUGGGAGCAUCCUAGUCAAGGAGAUGAUAUUGAAGUUCAUUAUGUCGGUACAUUACUUGAUGGAACUCAAUUUGAUUCAAGUUGCGAUCGUGGCACCCCGUUCAAGUUUAAGCUUGGCGAAGGACAAGUGAUAAAAGGGUGGGAUGAAGGUAUAAAGACGAUGAAAAAAGGGGAGAAAGCUUUGUUCACUAUACCUCCAGAUAUGGCAUAUGGUGAAUCUGGAUCCCCUCCAACUAUUCCUCCAAAUGCCACUUUACAGUUUGAAGUGGAAUUGCUUUCUUGGAUUAGUGUCAAAGACAUAUGCAAGGAUGGUGGAAUAUUCAAGAAGAUACUUAUCGAAGGAGAGGGAUGGCAGAAUCCGAAGGAUCUUGAUGAAGUGUUUGUUAAAUACGAGGCUCGCCUUGAGGAUGGAACAGUUGUAUCAAAAUCCGAUGGAGUGGAAUUCACUGUGGAAGAUGGCUAUUGCUGUCCUGCUUUGUCGAAAGCUGUUAAGACAAUGAAGAAAGGAGAGAAAGUCAUACUGACUGUGAAGCCACAAUAUGCAUUUGGACAGACGGGUAAAGUGGGAAGCGGAGAAGACGGUGGGGUCCCACCAAAUGCCACCCUUCAAAUAAAUCUUGAAUUGAUUUCUUGGAAGAUUGUCUCUGAAGUAACAAAUGACAAGAAGGUUCUGAAGAGGAUUUUGAAGGAAGGAGAGGGCUAUGAACGCCCAAAUGACAGUGCUCUUGUGAAAGUGAAAUUGAUCGGAAAACUUCAGGACGGGACUGUUUUUGUAAAGAAAGGACAUAAUGAGGGGGAGCCAUUUGAGUUUAAGAUAGAUGAAGAACAAGUAGUUGAUGGACUAGAUAAAGCGGUGAAAAAAAUGAAGAAGGGCGAAAUUGCUCUGAUAACAAUUCAACCAGAGUAUGCAUUUGGUGCAUUCGAUUCUCCUCAAGACUUAGCUGUUGUUCCUGGCAAUUCGGUCGUGUAUUAUGAAGUUGAGUUGGUGUCAUUUGUGAAGGAGAAGGAAUCCUGGGAUAUGAGUACUCAGGAAAAAAUUGAAGCUGCAGGAAAGAAAAAGGAGGAAGGAAAUGUAUUGUUCAAGGCCGGGAAGUAUGUGAGAGCAUCAAAGAGAUACGAAAAGGCUGUGAGCUUCAUCGAGUAUGAAUCCUCGUUCAGUGACGAUGAGAAGCAGCAAGCUAAACUUCUAAAAGUUACUUCCAAUCUGAACAAUGCCGCGUGCAAGCUGAAACUGAAGGAAUACAAAGAAGCAGCAAAACUCUGUUCUAAAGUCUUGGAGAUUGACAGUAAAAAUGUCAAAGCUCUAUACAGAAGGGCUCAAGCUUACAUUCAACUCGUCGAUUUGGACUUAGCAGAACUUGAUAUCAAGAAAGCACUUGAAAUCGAUCCAGAUAACAGGGAUGUCAAGUUAGAAUACAAAGUCUUGAAAGAAAAGAUAAAGGAGUAUAACAAGAAGGAUGCUCAAUUUUAUGGCAAUAUUUUUGCAAAGAUGAACAAAUUAGAGCAAAGUGGAGGAGCAAAAAAUGAGGCAGCACCAAUGACUAUAGAUAGUAAGGCUUAACCAAGAACAUGAAGAUCAAUGACACUUUCAUAAUGUGUAGUGUUGACAUUGGGCUUGGUUGUACUCGAGUGUUUUGAGAAAUGCAUAAUAAACAAUCUUAUUUUUAUAUACUUUGACUGAGCACGAAGUUUAAGAGC